UGUCGAUGGAAAACCACUGCAUUGGAAUCUACGGGAGAAAAAAGUUCGCACCGCGCUAGACCGCGCGUAUUCUCCUGAAAUCUCAGUUUUAUCACAGGUUUUCAAUCAAGUCGCCUAAGGAAUCUAUUUGCAAUGAACUGGGGGUUUCUUCAGGGCCUCAUUAGUGGGGUCAACAAGUACUCUACAGCAUUUGGCCGUGUAUGGCUUUCCAUAGUUUUUGUUUUCCGAGUUUUGGUGUUUGUGGUUGCAGCUGAGAAGGUUUGGGGUGAUGAACAGAAAGACUUUAAGUGCAACACAGCACAGCCAGGCUGCCACAAUGUCUGCUAUGACCACUUCUUCCCCGUGUCUCACGUCCGGUUGUGGGCCUUGCAGCUCAUCUUUGUCACUUGCCCCUCAUUCUUGGUGACGAUGCACGUGGCAUAUCGAGAGGAUCGGGAAAAAAAGAACACCCUCAAGUACGGCGAGGGCGUCAAACGUCUCUACAAGAACACGGGCAAGAAGCGUGGAGGUCUCUGGUGGACCUACGUCCUCAGCCUCGUCUUCAAGAUGGGAGUGGACGCCACCUUCACCUACCUGGUCUACCACAUCUACGAGGGCUACGGCUUCCCGUCGCUGGUCAAGUGCUCACAGUCGCCGUGUCCCAACGUGGUGGACUGCUUCAUCUCUCGGCCCACGGAGAAGCGCAUCUUCACCAUCUUCAUGGUGGUCACCAGCCUGGUCUGCAUCGUGCUGUCCUUCGUCGAGACCGUCUACCUGGUGGGCAAGCGCUGCGUGGAGGUUGCCAAACGGAUGCACAAAGCCCGGCACAUGCAAGUGACCGCCUCCAGGAUGAAUAUGAGUAGUUCCGCCAUAUUGCUGGACUCAAACAAUGGCCGGCGGACUGGCAAAGACACCGGCAGCCCGGCACCAUCCUACAGUGUAGCCAUCGCCAAGACAUGAUGCUUCUCACAGUCCGAGACAGAGACUCAGAUGAACACAUUGAUCAAUACAGGGACAUGACUCUAAGUACAAUAGAGUUUAAAAACAUAUAUUUAGGCCUACUGCAUCCUUUGUGUUAAAUACCAUACCCCUACUCUUUCAUUGUAGCUUUUCAUUGUACUCUUUAGAUCCGCACUGAAGCUGGAAUGGUUCACUGGUGUGGCCAUGACUUUCAUGGGCUAGGCCUAGAGUAGCCAUUUCCCUUCUUUACCCCACCACAUUCCUCUGGAGUUCCUCACCAUAUGUAAACCAAGUACACACCCACCCUGUGUUACAGUCUGAAUGAAGCCAUGUUACCCUGUGUUACAGUCUGAAUGAAGGCAAAUACACUCUCCUUCAUAAGGAAUCCAUCAUUUGCAGACUAGAAAACUAUCUAACCUGACCCCGAACAUUUUUACUGCGGUAUUUGUUCUGUGACACACCUUUGCAAUCGCAAGAUUAAAACCAAUCUUGCUGUGUGUUCUGGUAUGAGAAAGCUCAUUGUUAUUGUCCAGUUUGAUCUUAUUUAUACUUGUUUGCCUUUUUAGCUCUAUGCACACUGCCAAACUGAACUGAGUGAACAGAGCAGUAAAAACUCAAACACUGCCCUGAAUGUAUUUGUGCAACCAAAAACAAUGCAGUCAAACGACUAUCAAAAGCAAUGCAGUCAACCGAGUUCCAGUUAAACCUUCUGCUAGUUUAAUGUCUGAUACUGCCAUGUUUGAUACCAUGUUUGUGUGUUUUGGAUUGUAAAUUAUUCUUUUUUGUGAUAUUGUAUUUUGAGUUGCACAUUGUUUAAAGUUCUGUUAGAUUUUGGGUUUUCUAAUCCGUUUCAACAUUCCUGAGGGCAGAAAGACAACUGGUUUCCCAGCUCUUUUAACUAGUUUCACUGCCAGUACAAGGAAGGGAGAUAAUCAUUUUAUAUGAAUGCUCUUAACUCUCUAGUUUCUUCCUCUCUUAUGGUGUGAAAGAAGGAGUUUUGCCAUCUGAACAUCUUGCCCCUCUUGGACCAGAAACUAUCAGGGAAAGCCUUAUAAUCUAAACAGACCAUUGCUUGUUUACAUACAUGUUUUACAUGUAAACUGCUGUCUUUUGAAACAUUUGUCAACUGUUUACCUGAUUGUGUCUCCAUUAAAUCCAGUCUGUUUUUUUUCUUAA
This is a messenger RNA of Sardina pilchardus (European sardine), 2115 nucleotides long. It is a transcript of the gene gjb10, whose product is annotated as gap junction protein beta 10. Lineage: Eukaryota; Metazoa; Chordata; Actinopteri; Clupeiformes; Clupeidae. Gene Ontology annotation, molecular function: gap junction channel activity. The transcript has 2 exons. The record is from RefSeq and is a predicted model, not a curated record. Gene Ontology annotation, cellular component: connexin complex. Gene Ontology annotation, biological process: cell-cell signaling. Bases 133 to 939 code for a protein of 268 amino acids.